CAGGAGAAGGAGGAGGAGGAGGAGUCUGUUUGUUGACAUCGGACGAAAACGAAAAGCAGAUGAGUGAAGACUUGUGGAAAAAAAUAAAAUUAAUCGCCCUCAUCAAGACACCUAGCCUUGGCGAAAGCUAAGAGAAGGAGAGGCUAACAUGGCAGCAAAAGCAGGAGACAACCCUGACAGCCUCAUGACUCUGGCUACAGCCUUCUGUCUGAGGAACCUCAGGAAGACCAUGUGCUACCAGGGAUACAGGAACAAACUCUGCCUGCGCUCGGACAUCUUCCUGCCCAGCGAGAUCUGUGACAAGCUCUUCAAUACAUAUAUGGAGCUGGUUCACACAGACAGUAACUUUGAACGACAGGAGAGCUUCUUCCAGCUGUUCUCAGACCCCCGAAGCACCAGACUGACGAGGGUACAGUUGAGAGAGGACUUCAUGCGUGACAGGGAUCUGGAAGCCAUCAGAAAACAGGACCUGAUUGAGCUCCACCUCACCUACUGCAACGGCCUAUCAGCACGCAGCUUGAAAACGCUGACCUGCUUCCGCGAGACCUUGGUCUCUCUUUGCCUCUUUGGCUGCAGCCACAUCUUCUACAGGAAGGGCGCCGCUCCACUCGCCAGCACUGAAGAUAGCGAGGAAGAUGAGGAGGAGGGCCCUGCCUCCAGGCAUGCGUUAGAGAGAGACUUCAACUUCCAGGGGUUCAACCGCCUCAGGUUGCUAAAACUGGGAGGGCUACCAGAAGAGGUGGAUGCUGAGACCCUUCUCAAACCCUUGCAGGCCCUCACCUCACUAGACCUGUCUGGUGUACAGUUGCCAAGAACAGCUUUUUUGACCCAGUGGAAAGACAGACUGGCCUCUCUUGUUCUCUACAAUGUGGACCUUUCAGAGGAGUUGGUCAAUACUGUGGUGGAGCUGGGCAAUCUCAGGCAUCUUGAUAUCUCCAGGGAGAGCAGACGCGCCUCUAAAUUCAAGAUGACCAGGAAAAUCCUCACGGCCAUUGUACAGCGACUGGUCAACCUGGUGUCACUGGACAUCUCAGGUCACAUCAUGCUGGACAACUGCACGGUUCCACACUUGGAAGAUGCUAUGGGACGUCCAAGCAUUGAACCCUGCAAGAGCAGCAUCUAUCCUUUCCAGGAGCUGAAGAGGCCCUUACAGUUUCUGGGUUUAUAUGACACCACCCUUUGUAAUGUGACACACAUCCCUGCAUAUAAGGUGACUGGUUCCAAGAAUGAAGACCAGGUCCUGAAUGCCAUUGAAGCUUACACAGAGUUUCGGCCUGAGCUGGCCCACCGAGCCAUCAAUCAGCUGUUUGACAUUGCCAGGAUACAGCACUGCAGCCAGCUGCUAAGAGCUCUGCAGCUUGUGAUAGCAGCUUUGAAGUGCCACAAAUAUGAUAAGAGCAUCCAGGUGACAGGCAGCGCUGCCCUUUUCUACCUGACCAACACAGAGUACCGCAGUGACCAGAGUGUGCGGCUGCGCCGAGAGGUCAUUCAUGUGGUGCUAAAUGGAAUGGAACAGUACCAGGAGGUCACUGUUCAGAGGAACUGCUGCUUGACGCUGUGUAACUUCAGUAUCCCAGAGGAGCUGGAGUUCCAGUACAGUCGUGUCAACCUGCUGCUGCUGAAAAUCCUGGAGCCAGCCCGGCAAGAUGAGUCUAUCCAGCGAAUUGCUGUGCACCUCUGCAAUGCCUUGGUCUGCCAGGUGGACAACCAUCACAAAGAAGCUGUGGGAAGGAUGGGCUUUGUCAAGACAAUGUUGAAUUUAAUUCAGAAGAAGCUACAAGACAGAAUGUGUGACCAGGUGAUGGAGUUUUCCUGGAGUGCCUUGUGGAACAUCACCGACGAGACGCCCGACAACUGUCAGAUGUUUCUCAACUGUCGGGGCAUGAGCCUCUUCCUGGAGUGUUUAGAGGAGUUUCCAGACAAACAAGAGCUCCACCGGAACAUGCUGGGGCUUCUGGGAAAUGUAGCAGAGGUCAAAGCUCUGAGGCCACAGCUGCUCACCCCGCAGUUCAUCACUGUAUUCAGUAACCUGCUUGACAGUAAGGCAGAUGGGAUCGAGGUGUCGUACAACGCGUGUGGGGUCCUGUCACACAUCAUGUUUGACGGGCCGGAGGUCUGGUCCAUGGAGGAGCCACGAAGAGACAUGGUGAUGGACAAGAUGUGGGACGCCAUCCAAAGCUGGGACGUCAGCUCGCGUCGAAACAUAAAUUAUAGGUCGUUCGAGCCUAUCCUCCGACUCUUACCCCAGGGCAUCUCCCCCGUCAGUCAGCACUGGGCUACAUGGGCUCUCUUCAACCUAGUAUCAGUUUACCCAAGCAAGUAUUGUCCCUUGCUGAUAAAGGAAGGAGGAAUAACCCUCUUGGAGAAAGUUCUGGAGCUGGACAGCUCCCAGGAGGAGACCAAGGACAUGGCAAGGAAAGUAAUGCAGCAAUGUGAAAACUUCAAAGAAGACCCCAUGGAAAUAAAUCAUGGACAAGAGGUAAACCAUGGACAAAGAGGUUGACAGCACAGGAGCGAUAUUUUCCAGCAAACAUAAAGCAGACUGAGAUACGACCCUUUCUGCUGUCAUCACCACAAGGGUCAAUCAGUUGUGUGCAUUUUAUUUUCCCGUAGAGCAGAACUUUGUCUCUGGCCUCCUUCAAGGUGAUUUGGACAGAACCUUAACAUGUGACACUUAGGAGUUAAGACGUGGUGCAUGGUGUUUUUGUGAGGGUGCUUACUUUUGCUGCACAUGAGCAUCUCUUCAUUUGGGAGGAACGUGUGGGGGUGGGUGAUUGUGUUUUUCUGUGUGUAUGUGUGUGUGUGUAUUAAAGAGAUAAUGGCAGAACAAAACGUUUGGAGUGAACGCUUGAUUGUCAAUGAAAGGAAGCAAAAACGGAUUUUUUUUCUUCGUCUCACUACCGUUAACUGUGUAAUAUCGGAUCAAAGGCUAAAUCCUGUUUAGUCUGGUACGCCAUCAUCAGAGGUUGCCGCCACUCCAACAUGCUCUCUCAGACUUGGUUGUGCUUCUGGUCAGGAUUUGCAGGGCACUGAGCUGUGGACAGUUGUACAGUGAAAAUUAGCCCUUAUCUGUGGAGGCUGUAGAGGAGCGUCAUCAUGAUGUUGAUGGGAGGGAAGUCUUCCCAGAUUUUGUGGCACAAUGAUGGACCUCUUUGUUAUAUAUGUAAAUAUUCCAUGUCUUGUUUCAUCCUUUUACUGUGUGUGUUUUAUAACUGUAAACACUCAUGAUUUCUCUCUGUAUUUAAAUUUGUUUAGUUUUGACUGACACAUGGUCAGUGCUAAGAAACUAUAUACAGAAUACCCAGUUAUGUAAAUGUAGUCUUGCAAUCCUAAAUAUUCAUGGUUCCUCAAAGGAUAAUUUUGAUUUACUUCAGCCUUUCCUCUCUUUUUCAGUUAUCUGGCAUUGUACCUAAUUGAUUCUGUGGGCAAUCAUGUUACUGGCAGCAGCAUUAAGCUAGUGCUUAGAUAGCUGCUUCAGACACUUUGCAGUUUUGCAUCAACAGUGAGAAAUCACUUGAAAAGCACCCAAAACAUGUUAACACUGAGAUAUUGACAUUAUUAACAGAUGCCUGAAAAUACACAUUAAAAGUGAUCACAAACUCAA
Molecule: messenger RNA, 3604 nt
Organism: Myripristis murdjan (pinecone soldierfish)
Lineage: Eukaryota; Metazoa; Chordata; Actinopteri; Holocentriformes; Holocentridae
Gene: zer1
Product: zyg-11 related, cell cycle regulator
Exons: 16
Coding region: 149-2503 (784 amino acids)
Cellular component (GO): Cul2-RING ubiquitin ligase complex
Molecular function (GO): protein binding
Source: RefSeq, a predicted model, not a curated record